Molecule: messenger RNA, 1490 nt
Organism: Phragmites australis (common reed)
Lineage: Eukaryota; Viridiplantae; Streptophyta; Magnoliopsida; Poales; Poaceae
Product: phosphopantothenate--cysteine ligase 2-like
Exons: 9
Coding region: 300-1262 (320 amino acids)
Biological process (GO): coenzyme A biosynthetic process
Cellular component (GO): nucleus; cytoplasm
Molecular function (GO): phosphopantothenate--cysteine ligase activity
Source: RefSeq, a predicted model, not a curated record
CCAGAUCAGAAGGUUGCGUGUUCGAUUCACGUCGGGUUCAAACCCCCGAUCCUAAUCCGGAUCCUUUUUUAUUUUUCAAUUCUGCAUUUUCAACCGCAUUUUCCAUGUUUUUUUUUGUUCCACCAAGUCGUGGAUCAUCUUCGAUCUCGAUCUCUCCCACACAAAAAUGGAAGCGAAAGAGCUUCGCCUCGCUGCUAUUUAAUGCAGUCCCAUCACACUCACACUCAUUUUUCUCCUUAAAUUUCCACACAAAAAUAUCUUUUUGAGGAAAAGAGAAGGACCAGAAGAGAGCCGAAGCCAUGGACGUGGAUCCAAACAGCGCGGCGCAGGAGGCGGCGGCCUUCUUCCGCGCCGCGCCGCCACUCCGCGACCGCGGCCGCGUCGCCGCCAGCCUGGCCGCCUUCGUCGCCCGCCACUCCACCGGCAACGGCGGAGUGGUGUGCGUCACCUCCGGCGGCACGACGGUGCCCCUGGAGCAGCGCUGCGUGCGAUACAUCGAUAAUUUCAGCUCCGGCCAGCGGGGGGCGGCCUCCACCGAGUAUUUUCUCAAGGCCGGCUACGCUGUCAUCUUCAUCCAUCGCCGUGGGAGCAAGCAGCCUUACUGUAGAUUUCUUCCAGAGGAUUCAUUUCUCGAUUUUUUUGAGCUCGGUGAAGACUCUGAGAUCCAAGUUCCACAAUCUCAUUCCACGGUGGUCAAGGCAGCGAUUAGCAAUUAUCGCAAGGCAAUUGAUGAAGGCCUUCUCCUUAAACUUCCUUUCACUACGAUUUUCGAGUACCUUCAGUUACUACAGAUGGUAGCUACUUCUAUGAAUUGCCUGGGGCACCGUGGAAUGCUUUAUCUUGCUGCCGCAGUUUCCGACUUCUACGUUCCAUGGGAAAGCAUGGCUAAACAUAAAAUCGAGUCAGCAGGUGGCCCUUUGAACAUGCAACUCAGUCAAGUUCCUAAGAUGCUUUUCAUCCUGAGGAAAAAUUGGGCUCCUUCAGCAUUUUGUGUAUCCUUCAAGCUCGAGACAGAUCCCAAUAUUCUUCUGCAGAAGGCAGAGACGGCUUUGAAAAAGUAUGGUAUGAACGUCGUGGUUGCAAACGAGCUAGCAAACUACAAAGAUACAGUAGUGAUGGUCACAAGCAACGGGAGGAGGACCGUGAGCAGGAACAGCAAGGAGGAUGACCUGGAAGAACAGCUAACUGAUCUCUUGGUAAAGAUGCACUCGGAGCAUAUUACGCAGCCCAAUUCAGAGGACCAUCAAAAAUGGACGAGCUGAGAUGGUUACAUUCGACAUGGUGAUGGCAAGUAUCGGCUAUUUGACUACUUUGUUCUCUUAGCAAGUUGCUGCAGAGUUCAUAAUGUCACUGUUCUUGUGGCGCAGCUGGGGCUCACCCUAUAUGAUGCACACAGUGAUGUAAAGAGAGAGUAAGAUUGACUAGAGCUUUGCAAAAAUGCAAUCUAUCCCUCAUGAUACAUUGGUUUGGCGUCCGAUGAAUUCCUUGUA